UUGAAUUGCAGUUUAGUCGUAGCAAAAUUGUAGAUCUAAAGGACGAUCUAAGAAUCAUAUGGACCAAUGAUCAUCUGCGUUCAUUAAUUGACGAGAGAAAAACUAGGAACGUUGAAUAUUAUGACAUCGUGGAUAUUAGUAGAGAGGAUUUUUGGAAUAGCAUUGCAAAUAAGAUCAAUGGACAAUUUAAUAUCACUUAUUCCGGAUAUCAAUGCAAAGGAAAGUUUCAAAGUCUGGUAAAAAACUAUAAUUCGAUGUGCCUGUAUAUGUCGGGUGAUAAUUCUGGUAGGAAAAGUAGAACGGGCAAAUGUUAUUUUGAGGAAUUUCGUACUCGCUUUUGGGAGAAACCUGUCGCUGUGAAUCUCCGGCGGGUCAAAGAGAUCGAUCCGCAUCUCCAACCCGAAGAACUCCUAGCAGAAGAGACGAAACUACCAAUCGAGAUAAUGCAAGUAAUUUGG
Acaulospora morrowiae is the source of this 458-nucleotide messenger RNA. Lineage: Eukaryota; Fungi; Glomeromycota; Glomeromycetes; Diversisporales; Acaulosporaceae. The record is from the annotation of a GenBank genome assembly.